Messenger RNA from Haliotis rufescens (red abalone), 6311 nucleotides. Its product is annotated as spastin-like. The transcript has 16 exons. The coding region runs from base 537 to 2345 and encodes 602 amino acids. Gene Ontology annotation, cellular component: microtubule cytoskeleton. NCBI's taxonomy places the organism in Eukaryota, Metazoa, Mollusca, Gastropoda, Lepetellida, Haliotidae. Gene Ontology annotation, molecular function: ATP hydrolysis activity; microtubule severing ATPase activity; ATP binding. The record is from RefSeq and is a predicted model, not a curated record.
UCUCCACGGGUCGUACUUUUUGUGAAAUCAUUUUGUUUGUAAAGUGACAGUACUGCGUGUGAAAUAAUUAUAGUAUGUGUGAAAUAACACAUAAUGCGUGUGUUACGUAACAGUAUGAUGCUUGAUAUAACAGCAACGCGUGAAAAACAAUAGGUCUGUUAAAUAAUACUGUAUGAAAUAUUAAUCUCAUUGUUAACACAUAUGAAUCUAGCACUAACAUGAUUAUGUUACGAGUUAUGUUGUUCUUGUAUUUAAUAUUUUUGCAAAUUGUUAACUUAAAAGCUAAUAACCUUCUUGACCAAAGCAACGUAUUACCCUUUUUUAUGUACACCCCUUUUUCCGUGUGCAUACUCAAAGCAUCCUUCUCUUUGUUUGGGGACGUGAAGCGGUUUUUAUAUUGUACCGUUAGGUUGAGUUGUACGGCUGAAUGCCGAUCUAACAGAGGUUCGAGAAGUACCGUUAUGAUAAACGGUUCUCGUAAUACAAAUAGCAUCUUCUAAUUUUGUUUGUUCAAAAUAUGGCGGAUAGCGAGAACUAUGCAUCGGAAGGGGCCUGGGUCAGGACGGGGGUCUGGGCGUAGAAAGGGGGAGGGGAGGGGCCGUCCGAACGCCAGGGGAUAUGAAUCAAUCCAUAGCCGAAAUUUCCGUAUCGUCGCUGCACCCCUUUUGUUUGUUUUUGCCUUACUUCGAACGUUCGUGUAUCAACUGUGGAUUGUUGUUAUUUUAAUUGCUUGUAAAAGUCGACGAGCCAUUCCAGCAAGAUAUCAUAACAGAAAAAGUGACGAAGAGGAGGGCUGUUCCAUGAUGACCGACAGCCCGAGGGGUAGGAGUAACGUCGGCCCCGGGGAGCCGGCCCUAGCGCAACAGAAACAUCACCACAGGAAGGCCUUCGAGUACAUCUCAAAAGCGCUAAAGCUGGACGAAGAAGAUGCAGGUCGCAAGGAGCAGGCCAUUGAUCUGUAUAAGAAAGGCAUCAUCGAACUGGAGAAGGGCAUUUCAGUAGAGGUCAGCGGACAAGGGGAUUCAUACGAGAGAGCCCGGCGUCUCAAGGAGAAGAUGCUGACCAAUAUGGUGAUGGCCAAGGACAGAUUGGAUGUACUCGAAAAAGUCUUACAACACAUACGAUUAGAGGCCAUUGCUGAAGAGGGAGGUCACAGAGACAGUAAGGGGAGGCAACCCCCCAAAACACAUGUCACUGAUAAGAAUACAAGAGUCGUGGCCCCUGGCAAGAAGACUCCAGUCACCAGCAAACCACUGAAACCAAUGAAGAUGGCCGUUCACAAGUGCAAUACACUGCCUCGCUCCCACAGUGCAAGUCGGGAACCGUCAGGACCAGGGGCGUCGCCACGGGCAACCAGGAAGGCUUCCCUCCAUCACAGGAAUCUGUCACAGGGGGAUGCUCGUGGUGCAACGAAGGGAAAGAGAGAAGUGUCUUUAGGGGGGCUGAAGAACGUCGACAAGAAGCUGGCCAAUAUGAUUCUGAAUGAGGUCAUUGACCAGGGCCCCUCAGUUUCUUUCAUUGAUAUAGCUGGUCAGAAUAUAGCAAAACAGGCUUUACAAGAAAUAGUCAUCCUUCCUGCUCUCCGCCCAGAGCUGUUUACUGGGUUGAGGGCGCCUGCCAGAGGACUGCUUCUGUUCGGGCCUCCGGGAAAUGGCAAAACUAUGCUGGCCAAGGCUGUUGCCAAUGAGUCCAAUGCUGUGUUUUUCAACAUUUCUGCUUCAAGUCUUACUUCCAAAUGGGUCGGGGAGGGUGAGAAGCUUGUCCGCACGCUGUUUGCUGCCGCCCGGGAACUCCAGCCCUGCAUCAUCUUCAUGGAUGAGAUUGACUCCUUGUUGUGUGAGAGGAGGGAGGGGGAGAACGAUGCCAGCCGCCGACUUAAGACUGAAUUCCUGGUCCAGUUCGAUGGCGUUGCGAGCGGGGCUGAGGAGAAGGUGCUGGUGAUGGGAGCAACCAAUAGACCUCAGGAACUGGACGAUGCUGUGCUCAGGCGUUUCCCGAAGCGUGUGUAUGUGACAAUGCCUGACCUUGACACACGGCGCACAAUGCUGAGUCACCUGCUCGUCAAACACGACAAUCCUCUCACGCCAAAAGAGCUUGACCAUCUGUCCAGAUUGACAGAUGGGUACUCUGGAAGUGAUCUAACUGCUGUGGCCAAAGAUGCAGCUUUAGGGCCAAUCAGAGAGCUGAGCAUACAUGAAGUAAAAAAUUUAGAUGCAAAUAAGGUGAGAAAUAUCCAGUUGUCAGAUUUUGGUGAUGCCUUGAAGAGGAUACGACGGAGCGUUCCACUGGAUACCCUCGAGAAGUACGAACGCUGGAACGGGGAAUACGGGGAUAUUACCACAUGAUAUUGUCACAUGACAACUUGGAGCCUUCUCAUUGGCUGAUUCUGUAUGUGCAGUGACCAAUGAAUGCAGUAUACAGUCAAGUUGAAAUCUCUGGCAACAGAGUAUUCCAUGACUCAGAGAGAGAGACGAUGUUUGAACCCAAAUAAAUCGUCAUCUGAAUGAUAUUUGAAAUGCAUAUCUUUACAGCAGUCAGAUUAUUGUACAAAUCAUAGUUUUGUUGUAAAAACUAAUACCUUAUAUCAAUUAUGAUGUUAUGCUAAAUUGGUCUCCGAGGAACAAAGGCAGGCACAAAUACAAUAUAUAUGUGCGAUAUAAACGUUUAUGGAUGAGAGGUGUAUUUCAUUGACUGUAUACCUACAUGGAACAGUAUCGGACCUCAUGAGGAUCCAGUGAAGUAUCCACCAGUUCCUCAAGACUGAAGAUUUACACUGGAGUCUGAUCAGCCUGUUGUCUGUCAGUAAGCAACAACAAUGAUCAAAGCAAAAGGCAUGCCAAGUUUCGCUGUGACUGUGUAAAGACGAUGUGCAAAAAUACUGUUGAUCAUGAUUCGUCAGGUCUGUGAUUAUCUAGGUGAACAUAAAGAUCUGAUUUUGAGAUAAUUGAUUGCUUACAGAGAGACAUGGACGGAGAAAACAUGGAUAAUUAUGGACCGUAUUGGCAUCCAUCUGUACUACGAUAUUUCCCCUACUUUAGCUGUCACUAGGACAUACCAGCUGGUGUAUGAUGUUAUGGACCGUAUUGGCAUCCAUCUGUACCACAAUAUCUCCCCUACUGUAGCUCUCACUAGGACAUACCAGCUGGUGUAUGAUGUUAUGGACUGUAUUGGCAUCCAUCUGUACCAUGAUAUCUCCCCUACUAUAGCUCUCACUAGGACAUACCAGCUGGUGUAUGAUGUUAUGGACCGUAUUGGCACCCAUCUGUACCACGAUUCUGUACCAAAAUAUCUCCCCUACUGUAGCUCUCACUAGGACAUACCAGUCACCAUAGCCUAUACAUUACAAGGUUGUGCUUUAAAACUUUACCUCUUUGUAAUGCUGCAUCAGUCGGAGCAUAUUUUAUAAGAGCUCUAACAUAAGUCAAGCCUUAUUGCCAUUUUGCGUUAGUCUUGAUCAUUGUGCUUUCCAGGUAGUGUUCCCAUGUUCCCUGUUUUAUUUCGUGCCACAAGUCUGUGGAACCACAUCGUUUAACCUGGCAGGACAUCAAUAACAAUGAGAGUAGCUGCCCUGUGCUUUUGUCAUGUUUGGGAAUAUCCAACAUUCUGCAUCCUUGGAUGCAUGACUGGAUGCAUUGUGUCUCUGUUUGAUCUGUCAAAACAGUAUACUAAUUAUAAUCUAUACGUUGUUAGAAUGGGAGUGCUGCUACGUGUAACUGCAGAUACUGUUACCAUGGUUACUCCUGUCACUUGUUGCCAGAUCUGAUGCGUGAGGAGCUUUUAAAGAUGGCUGCCAGCAUGCUGUCUGGUGGAUUUAACUUGUCUGGUCUCCAUCAAUUCAGCAAUAACUGGCUAAACACUUGUUCCAAGAAGCUAAUGUUGUAGUUUUCUCAACGCAUAUCUUAUGAUGUUGACACCUGGAUAGAAAUGGUCACCUGAAGAUGUGUCAAGCCAUGAAACGUUUUGAAUAUGCACAUUUCAUCUGUAUGAUGUUCUGGAUUGUAACUACAAGUAUUAUCCACAACAAAACUGAUUAGCGCCAAGACUUCUGUUUGCAUUCCUACUAGUUGCACCAGUUACAUGUGAUACACUGAGGUCAGUAGAGGUCAGAUGCGUGCAGAUGAUGUAGGCAACCUUCACCUUCACUACUUGACCAACUUCACUGGGUGGACAUGACCUUCACCUUUAGAUGGACUUGACCUUCACCUUCAUGAGGUGGACAUGCCGAUUUGUGUAUUAUUUCUGAUAGUAUUAAUCAUUAUUAUUUGAAGCAAUAGGCGUGAGAGAGAAUGCACCAUUUGUUGUACUAUCUAUACACAGGGAAGUCAGCGUUAUUUGCAUUUAGGCGUUCUCCUUCAUGUCUGUCUGGUGAGAAAUUCAGGGUUUAUCAUGGGAACAGACUCACACUGUUAAGGCUAGCACAAAUUCCACAAAAUCAAACUGUAAACAAAUGAAAAGCUGUGUUUUUUUAUACUAUCGAUAACGUGACCAGUAGCUGCUUAUUCCCCACAAUAAUGAGUGCAGGGAGUUUGGAAAAGUUUAGUUAUGAUAAAUUUGAGUUCAUCCUGUUUGGAUAAACUGUCUACAGAUACCUUUUUACACAGGUUAGGACAUAAAAUUACCAAACAUCUUUGUAAGGUUGCAAAAGCUCAACAAGAAACAAGUAAUCAAUCAAUCAUGAUUGGCAUCACUGUUUUGGUUCCUGUUCACUGAUUGACCCUGAGUUUUAAAGAUGAUGCCAUGAGAACCUGGUCCAUUUACGAAUAUUCAUACCUCAUACCUCACUCAGUUUUCUGCAUAGGGCGAGGAGCUGUUUCAUUUCUCGAAAAAGAAGUAUUGGCAUGUGUUUGUUAAUGGUUUGAACUUGUAGAAUGUUAUCGAAGAUUUUAAAAAUGUUAACUUCCUUUUCAAAUGUGUUAGUGAGUUUUUGUAUGUAUUAAAUGAUGUGUGCUUUGCAUAGGAAGUAGGAUAUGGUUUCUGAUUACAGUGUGUAGAUAAACAUUUGUAUUCAUAGUUGACAACAAGAUGUACGGUGUUUCUCUUUGGCAGCAUGGAACAGGUAAUGUACUUAAUGUGUUCCACUGGUGUAUUGUUAAUAGCAGUCUUUAUUUAGAGUGGUCUCCCUUUGACAUUACUUUUGCGCUACUCCCCUACAACAACCAAGCAUUUAAAGAGGGGACGGAUGUGCCAAUCAAACCACUCAUCUAAGUAUUUGGUGAUUUGUAUUCUCAGGAAAAAGAACAGAUAUUGAAAGCUAAAUAUGGUGUGAAAAUACGUCCAGCUUGCUAUAAGAGUAAAAAAUAACACCCAAAUAAAUUGACUAUUAGUUGUUGUAACAAUAGUUGUAAUGAAAGUAUUGCUGCUUGAUGUUGGGAGGGGUGACGUAUUCUUGGCUGAUGGUGAUCAUAGCUGGGAUAUGUGUGUGAUCAUAGCUGGAAUAUGUGUGUGACCACAGGUGGAAUAUGUGUGUGACCACAGGUGGAAUAUGGAUGUGACCACAGCUGGAAUAUGGAUGUGAUCAUAGCUGGAAUAUGUGUGUGAUCACACCUGGAAUAUGUGUGUGAUCACAGCUGGAAUAUGUGUGUGAUCACACCUGGAAUAUGGAUGUGACCACAGCUGGAAUAUGGAUGUGAUCAUAGCUGGAAUAUGUGUGUGAUCACACCUGGAAUAUGUGUGUGAUCACAGCUGGGAUAUGUGUGUGAUCACAGCUGGAAUAUGGAUGUGAUAACAGCUGGAAUAUGGAUGUGAUCACAGCUGGAAUAUGGAUGUGAUCACAGCUGGAAUAUGGAUGUGAUCACAGCUGGAAUAUGGAUGUGAUCACACCUGGAAUAUGGAUGUGAUCACACCUGGAAUAUGGAUGUGAUCACAGCUGGAAUAUGUGUGUGAUCACACCUGGAAUAUGGAUGUGAUCACACCUGGAAUAUGGAUGUGAUCACAGCUGGAAUAUGGAUGUGAUCACAGCUGGAAUAUGGAUGUGAUCACAGCUGGAAUAUGUGUGUGACCACAGCUGGAAUAUGUGUGUGACCACAGCUGGAAUAUGUGUGUGAUCACACCUGGAAUAUGGAUGUGAUCACAGCUGGAAUAUGGAUGUGAUCACACCUGGAAUAUGGAUGUGAUCACAGCUGGAAUAUGUGUGUGAUCACAGCUGGAAUAUGUGUGUGAUCACACCUGGAAUAUGGAUGUGAUCACAGCUGGAAUAUGGAUGUGAUCACAGCUGGAAUAUGGAUGUGAUCACAGCUGGAAUAUGGAUGUGAUCACAGCUGGAAUAUGGAUGUGAUCACAGCUGGAAUAUGGAUGUGAUCACAGCUGGAAUA